Molecule: messenger RNA, 4717 nt
Organism: Rhipicephalus sanguineus (brown dog tick)
Lineage: Eukaryota; Metazoa; Arthropoda; Arachnida; Ixodida; Ixodidae
Exons: 7
Coding region: 67-4041 (1324 amino acids)
Biological process (GO): choline metabolic process; acetylcholine catabolic process
Cellular component (GO): plasma membrane
Molecular function (GO): acetylcholinesterase activity
Source: RefSeq, a predicted model, not a curated record
UGGGAGGUGGAACCGUAUCACUCGUCCCGUAAAGUUGGCACAUGAGCAGCACUCCGUCACACCGUCAUGAAGUCGCCAUGCUCAGCUCUGCUCGUACCGCCGCUCGUCACAUUGCUCGCCACGUGUGGAUGCUGGACGUAUGCGAACGAAGUUUCACGUGACGCUGGCUCAGCUGUCGUGCGCAUCAGCGAUGGACUCGUCGCCGGCCGACGUGACAUUGUUAGCGGUGUUCCAGUGCACGCUUUUCUCGGAAUACCGUACGCGCAGCCUCCCGUGGGAGACCUGCGCUUCGAAAAGCCACGGCCCCCGAUUCCGUGGAACGGAACGUACGACGCCUCGAGAACGCCCAGCCCGUGCAUGCAAGUCGACUUUCCUUUCAUAAAGGACACGAAAAUCGACUACUCGCACGCUUCGGAGGACUGUCUCUACAUGAACGUCUGGAGGCCCGCUACGGCGUGCGGUCCCGACGACAUGUGCGAUGCCAAUUUGCCGGUCCUGGUUUUCUUUCACGGCGGUGGCUUUCAGUGGGGUGACUCGUCACUCUUCGUUCACGAUCUGUCCAAUUUCGUUGCCCACUCCAACGUGAUUGCUGUCGGCUUCAAUUACAGGGUGAGCAUUUUCGGCUUCCUAACGGCGGGUUCUAAAGAGUUUCCCGGAAACUGGGGCCUCUGGGAUCAGCACCUAGCACUUCAGUGGGUGCAGAAGAAUAUCGGCGCUUUCGGAGGUAACCCGAACGAAGUCACUCUUGCAGGUCAAAGCGCAGGUGCCAUCUCCGUAUCCCUGCACUCAAUUUCACCAAAGGGAAAAGGCCUUUUCAAAAGGAUGCUUUUGCAAAGCGGGGCAACAACAUCUAUGAUCGUUGGAGAGCCAUACAAAGGCUCGGGAAAAUUCAUAGCAGUGGCGGCAGGCGCGGGCUGCUACGAUGAAAAACGAAGCCUCCAAGACCAGUUGAAAGAAUCUGUGGCUUGCCUGAAGAAAGCCGACGGCCGCGCCAUCUACGAGAGGCUCGCAAAAGAAAAACCUCAAGACCAGAUAUUCCCACCAGUGAACGGCGACGAGUACCUACCGGUUGACCCACUGCUCGAAAACGCGGCUGACAGAAUAGCUGCGGAAGAAGUUUUCUUGGGGACGGUUGCUAAUGAAGGUACGGUGUUUGCGUACCACAUCGCCAAACUUUCAACUGUGGCCGAAGGCGCAUUUUCUUUCGUGGAUGACUACAGGUUUGUUAUUACGUUGGUCGUGAGCACGCUUUUUAACCUACCGGUCGCAACAUCGAAGGGAAUCGUCCAGCACUACUACGGCGAUUACGACACGCACUUCACGAAGGAUCAAGUCCUGUCGAUUUUCGGCGACAUCAUCGGUGAUGGUGGGUUUUACUGCCCCGUGGUUUUCUUUGCUGAAAAGGCAUCGAAACAAGGCAUCAAGACGUAUAGAUAUCAAUACGCGCACAUAUCCUCGUUCAACGUAUGGCCAGAAUGGGUUGGCGUCUUCCAUGGCGAGGACCUUUUUUUCACCACUGGAGCGCUACCUUUCCUCACUCAGGAAGAGAAGCAUCGACCAUCGCUGUGGCACACACUGAAAGAAGAGCUGAACAUCACGCACUACACGGAAGACGAGAAUAUGUUCGUGAAAGAGCUUAUCUCUACGAUUACUGCUUACGUGAAAAAUGGCAAACCAACCAUACCGAAUUCGCAAGCAGAGUGGCCUUUGUACACCAAGGACACGGAGCAAUACGUCCAACUUCAGCCGCACAACUACACAAUAAGCAGUGAGAAGCGGCAGGCAUUUUGCGACCUGUGGAGGCCGAUUCUGCUAAAACGGAGUCCCAUGACUACAACAGGAGGGCGCAAAGAAGAACCAACAAGAUCCGGGAAAUCGCCCUCCGCGUCGCUGCCGCCACUCAAUACCAACGAUGUCGAAAGCAAUUAUGUCUCAAAGGCACCUAGGCACUUGGGCGCCUACAGUACAGCCGCCUUACUUGCAGUGGCAGCUUUUAAUGCUUUACCAUUCUGUUUAAGGCGCUUUUGCGAGGCGCACUCGAGCGAAAAGUCAAGGGAGCGCACGGCUGCUGCGUGUGAAACACACAUGGCGCGCUACACACAAUGGACGUGGAGCUUCGCAGUGACGCUCGUUGUUGCGGUUAACUUUGUUUCGUCUGUCUAUAGUUCUCAUUCGGAACCCGUUGUGAGCACCACUUCAGGCCUUGUGGCCGGAAAGCGAAUGAAGAUCAAGAAAACAAAUGUGGACUCAUUCCUCGGAAUACCGUACGCAGCAACGCCUACCGGUCAUUUGCGCUUCGAAAAACCGCAAGCGCCCGUGCCUUGGAACGGAACUUACAGAGCCACAAACAUGCCUUCACCGUGCUGGCAGACGACAUUGCGAUUUGUCGACGGGGCACCUCUCGACUACUAUUCCAGUGCUUCAGAAGACUGUCUUUAUUUAAACGUUUGGAGAAAGUCUUCGACGUGUUCCGAUUCAACCGGAUGUGACGCCAAAAGACCAGUGAUUGUGUUUAUCCACGGAGGUGGGUUCACGUGGGGCGAUUCGGCGCUGUUUGUGUACAACAUGGCAAACUUUGCAGCCCUGUCAGACGUCGUGUGUGUCACGUUAAACUACAGACUGAGCAUCCUAGGCUUUCUGUCACUAGACAGACCAGAGCUUCCAGGAAACAUGGGCCUUUGGGACCAGAACCUAGCACUGAAAUGGGUGCGUACUAACAUCGCGAAUUUCGGUGGUGACCCGCAUGAGGUGACGCUGAUGGGGCAGAGUGCCGGCGGUAUCUGCGUUGGUCUCCACGCUGCGUCCCCGCAUAGCCAAGGCCUCUUCAAGAGAGCUUUUAUGAUGAGUGGUGCUCCACUGUCGUUGAUUCUCGGUUCUUCUCACAGCGGUGAAGGCAAGUUCAUAAACAUCGUGGGCCUCCUGGGCUGUUACGACUACAAAAGAACGCUAGACGACCAACUUAGUGACGCAGUAGCCUGCUUGAAGAGGCUGAACGCGAGUUUUAUCUUCAGGACCCUGGAAGAUCAAGAUGCAAUGGUGCAAGUGUUUGUCCCUACACUUGGCGAAGACUUCAUCUCUCAGAGCCCGUUUUCGGAGAAUACUUGGAAGACGCUUCCAAUCGAGAAGAUUGUAAUCGGGAGUGUGCUAAACGAGGGAACGCUGCUCUUGGACAAUAUACAUUACGCAUCUCCAGGAUUGAAUUCGAUACUAUCUACAGAUUACAGGCUUGCCAUAACGCUCGCUAUGCAACCCAUGUUCGGCAUAUCUGUGCCGCAGGCGAGAAGCAUCGUGCAGGCUUACUUCGGGGAUCCGGACAUUGAGCACACUCAGGAACAAGUAAGAACACUGUUCAGUGAGCUGUUGGGAGAUGCCGUAUUUGAUUGCCCCGUUCACCUCAUGAGCGAAUCGACGUCGCAGCAAGGAAUCGAGACCUACCGCUACCUGUUUGCUCACCGAGGAUCGUACAGUUUUUGGCCGGAAUGGAUGGGCGUUGCUCAUUCGGACGAGACUAUGUAUGUCCUUGGAUCACUCCCUUUUUUGAACGACACUGCUUACAAGAUUGAAGCAAUGGCAGGAGCCGCGUCUGAAAUAAUGUCAUCGAAGAACUAUACAACGGAAGAAGAGAUCAUGAUGGAACAGGUCGUCAGCGCUGUGUCCUCCUUUGUCAAGGCAGGAAAACCGGUUAUUCCACAUCCGAAUGUCGAGUGGCCCGAGUACACGACGGGAAAUCCCCAAAUGCUGAUGCUGAAGCCAAACAACUACACCGUCGUUCAAGACAUGAAGAGAGAACGUUGCAAGCUCUGGAAGCCAGUCCUCUACAAGAGCGAUGAUUCCUCGAAAGGAAGGAAAACCCCGAGUACGAUCGCCAAGCCUACCAAACCGAGUGCACGCACGCCCGCAAAGAAAAGAAUACCAAGCUUCUCCGAAGACAAUAGCAUCUCCGCGUCUCCAGCGAUGAUCCACACAAAUAACGUGCUUACGUUCGUGUCCGUAACGUGUUUGUUAAUCAGCUUUCUGGAUGCGAGAUGGUACGACAGUUGAAGACAUGCGUGGAUGUGUCGUUGAUGUACCUCAAAAGAUUGAUAAGUGAUUUUUUUAGCUCUUCCUGUGAGCGUAGACGCAAUGGUGAUGGCAAAGAGCAAGUCGUCAACAAUGCGUGAAUGAAACUGGAUAAUCUCAUUCGGUGGUUAGAAAAAGCUGUUGUCCUCUUUUUACAGUUAGAAAAUGGGUGCCUGAUAGUGUAGCGUAGGAAAAUAAUAAACGAGGUACACACAUUCUGUAUCUGGCGAAAUUUAAAAGAAAAAAUCUCUUUGGUAGAUAUCAGACUAAACUCUAGAUGUCUAGAGAUGAGUUUUUACUUAUAGAAAACAUCAAAAUACAUAUCGACUACUGAAGGAAAUCCAACGAGCAGCCCUUUUAAAUGUGGAGAAGAAGAAGAAUACUAUGCUGCAAUGGGACACUACCAUAGCUGGAAGCGCUGAGCGCAAGCUGUUGGCACUGGCACUGUGCUUCCUGCGUCGGUCUUUGCCGCCCGGUUUCAGCAUUCAUAGGCUUCCUUCUCAAGUGCUACUUGCCUCAAUAAACACCGUUCCAGAGUGGUGGCGGUGCGAAGUACUGAACCUGGAACUCCGAUGCAGGACGCUGUUCGCUGCCCUGGUAAUGGCGGACGAAACCACCCAGCAAUUAAGGCACGAUUUAACCUUCGAUGGUUGUUGUU